CAAGGACAGUUACGCUGACAUGGCCACUUCUCUACACUGCAAACGAUCUCUUGCAAGGAAUAGCAGCUUUCUGUGCACAUGGAUAAGGCCGCCCUGCAAAAACCCGUUCCUUGGGUUAUUGUCUAUUUCCCGUACAGCAACAACUACAACAAAGAAAAAGAGACCUCAUACUUUCGAUUCUACCAGCCACAGAAACAGAGCUAUUCCUGUCAACUCUCAGUUUGAUCGGGUUGCUGUUACUGCUGCUAAUAACUUCAAUGCUUCCAAUGCCUACGCUGACAAAGCUAUUCUGCCGACUCGGGAUUGGGAUAAAAAAAACCUCAUUGGACUUUCUUUAACUCAACUCCAGGAUGAAUUGAAAGUAGUACCAGGAGUCAAGUCAUAUACUGCUUCACAGAUCUGGCGGUUUUUAUAUCAGCGAGGCGUAUUGACUAUCGACGAGAUGCUCAAUAUCCCCAAGGAGGUGAAAGAGGUCUUGAAAAUGAAAUACACUAUUGACUAUGGACGGAUCGUGUCCGACCAUGUCUCACCUAAUGAUGGAACCAGAAAGCUUUUGAUAGGGUUCCAGGAUCUUAAGACCAAGGUUGAAUCCGUUUUCAUCCCCAUGAAUGGCCCACGAGGCACCCAAUGCAUCAGCAGUCAGGUCGGCUGCUCUUUAGCUUGCACAUUUUGUCAUACAGGGACUCAGAAACUGUUGAGAAAUUUGACGGCGGGUGAAAUUGUUGGACAAUAUAUGAUUCCCGCCAAGGAUUAUGGUGAUCUACCGCUGCUCAAGAACUCUCAGCGCAAAGUCAACAACAUUGUUUUCAUGGGUCAGGGAGAGCCAUUCUACAAUUGGAGAAAUGUCAAGCAAGCAAUUGAGAUUCUUACUGAUAAAGAUGGGAUUGGUUUACCAAAAAGCAAGAUCACAGUCUCAACUUCUGGUGUCGCUCCAGGAAUAGCCAAGUUGGCGGAGUUGGGUGGUAUUGGUCUUGCUAUCUCAUUACAUGCCACAAAUGAUCGCCUUCGAGAUGAGAUUGUCCCUAUCAAUAAAACCUUUCCGAUCCGUGUUUUAAUGAAAGCCUGUGCAGAGUAUGCAGAAGCGAUGAAGAGCUGCAAUCGUGACAGCCAAAGGAUUACUUUUGAAUAUGUCAUGCUCAAGGAUGUAAACGACAGUUUCCAAGAAGCUAGAGCGCUGGCAGACUUGCUAAGAGAUAUCCCUUCUCAUGUCAAUUUAAUCCCAUUCAAUCCAUGGCCGGGUAGUCAUUAUGUUAGCUCUCCUCGAGAUCAUAUCGUUGGAUUCUCUAGGAUCGUUGAGAGCCUAGGCGUACCAACUACGAUUCGCUGGCCUCGCGGCUUGGAUAUUAUGGGGGCCUGUGGACAGUUGCGUACAAGCCAUGAACAGAAAGAAAGCAGGAAGAUAGCAGUAACCCUUUGAUCAUUUAUUUUUACAUUUGUAUCAUCUGCACUUAUCCCAGUCAUUAUCAUUAUAUUUAUAUGAAGCAACCGUAUAAAAAAAAAAUGCAUUCAGAUGUGGCUUGCCCGG
This is a messenger RNA of Lobosporangium transversale, 1525 nucleotides long. RefSeq lists its product as hypothetical. Gene Ontology annotation, biological process: tRNA methylation; rRNA base methylation. Gene Ontology annotation, molecular function: RNA methyltransferase activity; iron-sulfur cluster binding. Bases 20 to 1417 code for a protein of 465 amino acids. The record is from RefSeq and is a predicted model, not a curated record. The transcript has 5 exons. Lineage: Eukaryota; Fungi; Mortierellomycota; Mortierellomycetes; Mortierellales; Mortierellaceae.